Cuscuta campestris is the source of this 2177-nucleotide messenger RNA. NCBI's taxonomy places the organism in Eukaryota, Viridiplantae, Streptophyta, Magnoliopsida, Solanales, Convolvulaceae. The record is from the annotation of a GenBank genome assembly.
AUAGAAUUAUCUCCAUUCCCCGAUUCCCUCCUCUUCCGAGCAGAAAUACCUGAAUUAGCUGCACAGUACCCGGCGUCGUUUUCUCCUCUGCUCUCCCCCCUCACUCCCCAUGUCCUUUAGCUGCAGCACACUGCGUCGCCUCCCAUCGCAAACACACAUCUUCUCCGCUUCUCUUACCCAAAUCGCUCCUUUCACCUCCACGAAUGACGCCCCCGUUCUUCAUCCAAACCCGGAAACCAACCCGACUCCGGCAAUCUGUUUGCUCACGGACCAUAUUCUGAGAUCCACCGUCUCAGACCUAAUCGCGAAGCAGCACUGGUCCAAACUCAGAAUCAUAAUCAAUCCAGCCGACCCAAUCGCCUUCUUCUUACAGCUAUUCCAGUCCGGGUUUAAUUCGGACGCCAUUAUCGCGUUCUUCAAAUGGUCCCAGAGUGCGUAUAAGGUUUCUUAUUCUCUCCAGCAUCUGUGCAGAUUGUUGGUUUUGGCUGCGAACGAAAAGAGAUACCCAAAGGUUAGAUCUUUGCUGCACUCGUUUGUUAAAGAUGGCAAAAUCCAUUCGGUUUCCGUGUUUUUUCAUGUCUUGUUGACGUGUAGUGAUGGCCACCAUGUUAGCUCUCUUAUUGUUGAUAUGCUGUUACUGGCUCUUGUUAAUGCUUUGAAACUUGAUUUUGCAAUAGAGGCGUUUAAGCGGGCGGGUGAUUAUGGGUUUAAGCUCUCUGUUCAUUCGUGUAAUCCGCUUUUGGCUCUGUUGGUAAAGGAGAGGAAAACUGAGGUAGUUGAGUUCAUGUACAAGGAAAUGAUUAGGAGGAGGAUUGUGCUUAAUUUGUUCACAUUUAAUGAGAUUAUAAACGGGCUGUGUAAGGCGGGGAAGUUGAAUAAGGCUAAGGAUGUUGUGGAAGACAUGAGGAUUAGGGGAGUGAUGCCGAAUGUGGUGACUUAUAAUACUUUAAUUGAUGGGUAUUGUAAGAGGGGAGGAGCGGCGAAAAUGUACAAAGCAGAUGAAGUGUUAAAGGAAAUGGUGGAAAAGGGGAUUAAACCAAGUGAGAUAACAUAUAACACUCUUAUUGAUGGAUUCUGUAAGGAUAAUAAUGUUAAGGCAGCUUUAAAGAUUUUUCGUGAGAUGGGGGAGCACGGGACAAGGGCAAACAUUGUGACAUUUAACUCAUUGAUUAACGGGCUUUGUGGGGAUGGACGGAUUAGCGAUGCUCAAGAUUUACAGGCAGAAAUGGCGAGGCUGGGGUUGGAGCCAAAUAUUGUCACUUACAAUGCCCUUAUAAAUGGGUUUUCUAAAACGAAGAUGUUGGGGAAGGCUAGGGAGUUGCUUGAUCAAAUAAUGGAGCAGGGAUUAGAUGUCAAUGUGUUAACUUUUAACCCUAUGAUUGACGCAUAUUGUAAGGCUGGGAGAAUGGAAGAAGCAAUGUCAAUUCUUGACUUGAUGUUGAGCAAAAUGAUUCAACCAAACGUUUCCACGUACAAUUGCUUAAUCGGGGGCUUUUAUACGGAUGGGAAUGCCGAAACAGCUAAAAAUAUGCUGGAUGAGAUGGAACAGAAGGGAAUGAAAGCUGAUCUUGUAACCUACAACAUAAGGAUCGAUGCAAUGUGCAAGAGGGGUGAAUCAAGAAAGGCUCUAGGCCUGCUGGAUGAGAUCUUUGAGCAGGGCUUAGUUCCAAGCCACAUAACAUACAACACAUUAAUGGCUGGUUAUUGCGAUCAAGGAAAUCCAAAGGCAGCUGUUACCAUUAGGAGAAGAAUGGAGAGAGAAGGAAAGAAGCCAAAUGUCGCCACAUUCAAUGUGCUAAUGAGGGGGUUUUGCUCAAAAGACGACGAUGCUGGAACAGCUAAAAAAAGAUGGAACACCCAACCCCAGGGGGUUGGUGGAGGAGGUAAACCGUGGGACAUGCCUCAACUGGCCAGGGACAAGAUUUUUGUCACGGCUAAACUCACCAUGCAAGGGGCUGAAUCCAAAGAAUAGCCUCGAAGAUUAGGACAUCCACCCUAUAGGUCGCCAGCAAGGCUCACACGAUGCCCCUGCCUGUGCCAUGGGGUUCUGAAACAGCUAAAAAGAUGCUGGAUGGGAUGGUGCACAAGGGAAUGAAGGUUGAUCUUGUAACCUACAAUAUACAGAUCAGUCUGUUACGAACUGAAACCAUUUGCAAGGUAUGAAACUUGUCCCACGU